AUGAAACAAAAUUUUAUUUUUACGUUCGCUUUAUUGGCUACGCUUUUAAUGGUCAAUGUUGCUCCAUAUCAACUCGAUAAAAGAACUAUUAAAUUUGGUAAAUGCCCUGGGAAAGAUGGUAAACUUGCAUUACUCGACGUAACAGUUUCACCUGAUCCACUGGAAAAAGGAAAAGAUUUUAAUGUUACUGUCUCUGGACCAUUAACUGUUGAUAUUCCCGAAAAUUCAAUGGAUUGGAUAAGAUUUUUUGAUAAAGAUUAUAAUCCGAUACAUUUUUUCAACUUCUAUGGGGAUUUUUGUUAUGAGCAGCGGCAUGAUAUUAAGUGUCCAGUUAAAGCUGGAACAAAAUUUAGUACAGUCUUAACGGGUGUUUUUGCGCCGGAUGGUGAUGUAGCAGCUACAGCAGCACAUUUGAGAGUUUUGAUUCAAGACACGAAUCCAGAGCCGGAUGUAGAUAUAGCCUGUGCAAUGUCUGAAAAAAUUGUACUUGUUUAA
Ambispora gerdemannii is the source of this 495-nucleotide messenger RNA. Lineage: Eukaryota; Fungi; Glomeromycota; Glomeromycetes; Archaeosporales; Ambisporaceae. The record is from the annotation of a GenBank genome assembly.